Molecule: messenger RNA, 1578 nt
Organism: Condylura cristata (star-nosed mole)
Lineage: Eukaryota; Metazoa; Chordata; Mammalia; Eulipotyphla; Talpidae
Gene: REEP4
Product: receptor accessory protein 4
Exons: 8
Coding region: 388-1161 (257 amino acids)
Biological process (GO): endoplasmic reticulum tubular network organization
Cellular component (GO): cytoplasmic microtubule; endoplasmic reticulum tubular network; endoplasmic reticulum membrane
Molecular function (GO): microtubule binding
Source: RefSeq, a predicted model, not a curated record
CGCCCCGAGGCUGGUGCCGGCUGCUGGGCGCCCUGGGACCGCGGGGACCCGCUCGAGAGAGCGACCUGCCCCCCCGGCCGGGACCUGCCGCGCCGCCGCGGCGAGGGCCGAACGCCCGGCUCCCACCGGUUCGGCGGGAAGCGCGAGUCCGAGCCGCAACUGCCGGGGAGGGAGAGCGCGCCCGCCGGUACCGCUCUCUAGGCUGCCUCCCGGCCCCGGCCGCCCCGCCCGGCUCUUCGGGCUCCUCGCACUGCGGAGGCAGCGGGCGGUGGGCAGCCCCAGCCCCUCCGUGGUCCCGCGCCUCUGCUGGGUGCCCCAUUUUAGCCCUCGAGUGAGCGUCCCGUUGGGAGUCCUCCUGGGGUCUCCCUUCGCCCCCUAGGCUGCAGGAUGGUGUCCUGGAUGAUCUGUCGCCUGGUGGUGCUGGUGUUUGGGAUGCUGUACCCAGCUUAUGCUUCCUACAAGGCUGUGAAGACCAAGAAUAUUCGUGAAUAUGUCCGGUGGAUGAUGUACUGGAUUGUCUUUGCCAUCUUCAUGGCAGUGGAGACCUUCACAGACAUCUUUAUCUCCUGGUUCCCUUUCUACUAUGAGAUCAAGAUGGCUUUCGUGCUGUGGCUGCUGUCACCCUACACCAAGGGGGCCAGCCUGCUCUACCGCAAGUUUGUCCACCCGUCCUUGUCCCGCCAUGAGAAGGAGAUUGACACCUACAUCGUGCAGGCCAAGGAGCGCAGCUACGAGACGGUGCUCAGCUUUGGGAAGCGAGGCCUCAACAUUGCCGCUUCAGCUGCUGUCCAGGCUGCCACCAAGAGUCAGGGGGCACUGGCGGGAAGACUGCGAAGCUUCUCCAUGCAGGACCUGCGUGCCAUUCCCGAUGGCCCUGCCCCUACCUACCAGGACCCACUCUACCUGGAGGACCAGGUACCCCGCCGCAGGCCACCCAUCGGGUACCGGGCAGGGGGUUUGCAGGACACUGACAGCGAGGAUGAGUGUUGGUCAGAUACAGAGGCGGUCCCUCAGCCACCAGCCCGGUCCCGAGAGAAGCCUUUGAGCCGCAGCCAGAGCCUGCGUGUGGUCAAGAGGAAACCCUUGAUACGGGAGGGCACCUCACGCUCCCUGAAGGUUCGGAUGAGGAAAAAGACCAUACCCUCCGACAUGGACAGCUAGGGCCGGCAGUGCCUGACCCACACUCCCCUGGUGCCAUGCAGGGCAUUGGGAACUGUGUGGAGGGGACCUCUGGCUGCACAUCUGACUGCCUGUACCAGCCCGGUCCUGCCCUCCUGGCUCCACUGCUGGUUAGGGACCAGGGCAGGUGCUUCCAGGCUGUGCCCAGGGAUGCACCCACAAUAAACCAAAGCAGGCGGGCCCAGGGUUCUAUUUAUUGCCUUUCUCAUCUCUCUACCUUCCCAGGUUUGGGGUCAGAACUCUCCCCAGACCCUUGCAAAUGAAAUCAGAUGCCCAAGUUCAUUCCUUCCUGUCCUUCAAAGUACUUGAUGGCCUUUUCCAAGGCGUUGUGUGUGUAUCGGGUUGUAUGUUUUGUGUCGGUGAAUGAGCUCAGAUUUUGUGCAAGUUUUGAUAAAUAAA